AUGGAGAGCGCGUCGAAUUGUCAGAUCAAGCGACUUCUCAAGGAGAAUCGGUUAGAAAUAAAAUGUCAUCCGAAAUCGUUUCAUUGGUUUUUGUACAGUUACGACGAGGUUCGCGAAAUCUUCGAGAAUCUCUCGACGACGAGAAAGCCGACGGAAAUGGCAAGUGGAUUCACCGCAUCAAAUGAGCCUUCGAUUUCCAACGUCAGGGAUAUGCUCGUUUGUGGAAUUUAAACGUUUUCAAGUAAUGUUGUUAUAGGCACUCUCUCCAAAAAUGUUUUUCUGGGGAUUUUUGGUCAUCCGUGGUACCACAAAUGUACAAAGUAAAUCAUUUGAGUUCAGCGAGAAAUUUGUCGGAAAAGUGAAAAAGCUUGGUCAUAAUUAUAGGUUCACCACUGAAAUUACCCAAAGGGUCCACGAAAUAUUCGUCACACCUUCACCUUCAGAGAGCCAUGUAAUCUGCUUUCUGCCUACGGCGGACAGCUGAAAUUUAUUGAGGAAAAGGAAAAAGCGGAGGCAAUCCACCCACGAGCCAGCUUCUAUUUUACUCUCUUGUUUUCCCUCCAAUGCCCACCGUCCUUACCUCAUGCAUUUUCAUUGGCGAACUAUUGCUGUUCACCGGCGCAAUGGCACUGUCAUUAAUGCUUGAGAGACGUUGUCUCUGUGCUCCACGUAUACUUUUUGUGUUUCAACAGGUUUGGAGCCGAAUUUGAAGUGAGAGAAAGAAAAAUGGAGUUUCAGAUGUUCAUGCUCAUUUAUAUAAUCUUCUUCCUCAACUCGUUCACUUUCGAGCAGAAGACUAAUGAUGAACUUGUUGUGAGUUAUCAAAGGCGUCUUGGAACUGAUUCUGCGAACACUAAAGCUGCAAUUCCAGACCCUUCUCUGUGUAUACGAAGUGUUCGCCUCGAUGUUCAUCGACGUGAUCUACUUGUGGAUGCUGCACCUCACAGCCAUCCAAUCCGGUCUCUCUUUCCUUUCCAUCACCUUCCUCGCACUUUCCGCGUUCGCCAUAUUCGUCUCGAUCAGCAUUUGCGAGUGGACACUCACAGAUCCGACGGCUCGAAUGAUCAGCAAGUUGUACAGUUAUCAGAGCACAAAAAUCGUUCUUCUCUUCCUUGUCACUGUCUGUUUGAUACGCUUGACCAUUCGGCAGGACACUGAGAAACGGAAAUCGUUGCGAUCGUUUGUUCCAUAUUAUUUGUUGACAGUAGGUUUUUCGCUUUAGAGUAUACAUAAUUUAGCAGGCUUGUCCCUUUCCCCUUGUUUACAAAAGUGACAAAACAAUCGUUUUUUCUCAGUUCCUCAGCGUCAUCCUCUUCCUGGUGAUUCCCCGUUUCGCCUUCACUCAUGCCGUUUCCACAAACACUGAUAAUGACGAGUUGUUGAGUGUCCUGAAGUCGUUGCUUUUCAUUACCCCCGUCUUCAACAUGAUCUUUGUGGUGAUGGUGAACUGUCAGGACCCGGAUAGACGCGAGGAUAUGAAAAAGUCGUUUGGUGAGCGGAGCCUGUCGUUCAAAGUGACCGAGAGCUUUAGAAAGAUCUCUUCGAAGUAUAAAAACUGGUCCGUUGCCACGUAUAAAUGUGCAAGAGCCAACUACAAGUGAGCCGGCCCCGACGAGAAGCCAUAUUGCCUUGAACCUGAUGAGGAAUCCACUCAAUUCUUUCAAUAAGUUGCAACGACAAUCUGUCCCAUUGUGAGCUCCCAACUAUUUUCAACAAAACUCAAUUGUAUGUUUUGAGGCCACCAACGAACUUGAUGGUUCCCAGAGAGCAGCGCUAUGUGGCUGAUGAUACUGUCCCAGUUGAAGAGGCCAGUAUAACUUCUGCUAGAGAUAUUAUAUCGUCCAGAAAUGCAGACGAACGGGGAUUUAAGACUGUCGCCAUGUUGAGCAGGUAUUGUUUUACUACUUGCAUGCUAAAUGAACCAAGUAUUCAACCCCAAACUUAUAGAGCCUCUCUUAUUGGAAUGCGGUUUCAAAGUAUUCGCAGUCACAGUGCGUCUUCCUCGGCGCGCACCUCAAAUCCUUCUGCUCGAACCUCAGACCCCUCAGCGGAAUCCCCAAUACAGGUAUCGUUUAGUCGUCAUGAGAUUGGCAAGGCUUAGAAACCCUUCUUCUUGUCCGCCUGGUCUUAAUCCCUCUCCAUUUACUCCCCCAACACCGGAAAACAGAAGAGAUCUUUUAGGACACGAUGAGAGAAGUUGUGAACAUCAGUCCAAAUAGCUUCUUGACGCCUGAUGCCACGUCACUCCCGCAGCCUCUUGACGUAAUGGAUUUCUUUGUCACCUCGGCGUCCGCAGCAAUGAUCCCGGCUCGAGAGAAACGUGUUGCGGAGAGAGUUCGAGACAUGCUCCGACGACAGCAAACGCUUGAGUAA
Molecule: messenger RNA, 2373 nt
Organism: Caenorhabditis sp. 36 PRJEB53466
Lineage: Eukaryota; Metazoa; Nematoda; Chromadorea; Rhabditida; Rhabditidae
Source: the annotation of a GenBank genome assembly